Amoebophrya sp. A120 is the source of this 24592-nucleotide messenger RNA. Lineage: Eukaryota; Dinophyceae; Syndiniales; Amoebophryaceae. The record is from the annotation of a GenBank genome assembly.
CUCUUGUUACGUUAUGUAAUUUUUGGUACUUACAUUCAUCAGCAUUCAUUGAAACUGGACAACAAACGCUUCGUCGUGCACGAGGCUGUGUCUUUGAUGUAGGAAAAUGGAGUACAACUAGCAAAGCAAAACGACAUGCCAACGACUCCGACCACCACUUCGCCCGCUGCGGCGACCCACACUGCAACCUUGGGAUCAUCGUCGACGCUCGGAAAGAAUAAAGCACUCGCGACUAUCAAACACAACUUCCACCCGCACACGAGAGCUGCGGCUGCCUCAGGGACAACGCACCACUUCCGGACGAAUGCUUCCGGACAGCAGCAGGGGACACCUUCUUCUGGGCCACAGCACGCAGCUGCGCCGCAUCACAAUGUGUCCCAUCACAAUGUGUCCCAUCACAAUGCGUGGUCCCAUCACAAUGCGCCGCAACACGCUGCGCCGGCUUCGGCGCACCCGCAUCCUCACAUUGCUUUGCACCAGCAUCCACAUCAUGUCGUCGACGACAAAAGUGUGGCCUUGAACCCAAAUGCAUCGGCUCCUAUGCCUCCACACCCGCACCACGGGCAUCAAGAACAUCACCGCGGACUUCGAGGCAAGGGAUUAUUAGCAUCCGUUUCCACCACCCAUCCGCCGCCGUUGCUGCACUCGAUGCAUGAGAAGCUGAAGGAAAAGCAUUUAGAGCUGCUGGAGACGCACAACAAGAUCCAGACCGAGAAGUCCGAGUUGCAAACCGAGUUUGUCAAGUUACAAAAAGACUACCAGUCCCUCCACCUUGACUACGAAAAAGAGGUCAUCGCUUCGAAGUUGUCGCACGAAUUGAAGCAGCAGAACGAGCAGCUGAUUGACAGGGUGUCGAAUUUGCAGUCCGAACGGGACCUGCAUUUGUCCAGCCUGAAGCUGACCGAAAAACGAGCGAACCUGUUGAAAAAGUCCUACGAAAAUUUAAGACUGGAUAAGGAAUCGCUCGAGGCCGAGUACGCGGACCUGGAGCAAGAGCUGGAUUUCGGACAAGCGCUGGAGGAUGUGGGGAUUGACAGGACCCAGGCACUGCACAACUUCAAGGUCCGCAGCGGUGCUAGGAAGAUCACCAGCAAAGACGCGGGGACCUCCAGGGCUAAUGCGAAUAGAGGUAGAGGUGCCGCUGCUAGUGGUAAUACGGUCCGAUCAGCAUCAGCGUCGGCUUCCGCUUCGCCGCAGAGCAAGUUGUCGAGCCAUAAUUCUCGGCAACGGGGAGACAAGAAGGCGCAGGCAGCGGGUGGCUCGCCACCGGCCAAACUGAUGUCGGACGGUACGGCCACAGGGAGAAAGAGAAUCCAGAGUGCCAGUCCAAGCAGCGGUCACAGUACUACUAGCCCGGGGAAAGUAAGACCAAAAGGGAUGAACAAGACGAAGACUGCAAGUCCGAGAAGUGUUCUUGGUUCGGCGUCCGCGGCGGGCAACCGCAGAAGUAGGAGCAGCGCGACAACGAAAAGCGGCAGCUCAAAGAAACGGAAAUCUAGCCCACUCGUGUCCGCAGACGGAAUCCGCCGGAGUCGUCGCAGCUCGUCCAGUAUCGCGGGCUCUUCAGCGAAGAAAGUGCCAUCUUCUACCGCUGCUGCUGGGACGACAGCAACCACACCAGGCAGUAAAGGUGCCAGGUUGCGAACCCGACCUCAGAGUUCUGGCGCGAAGGCGAAAGCUCCCUCUCCCCGGGCGAUUGGCUCUGACAUGAUGCCCGUGCCCCGCCCGAUGCCGUCCAGCCCGCUGCCGGUGCCGGGGAAGGGGCGGCUGAUGCUGGCAAGAUCUGCGUCUGCUGGAGCACCUUUCUCGAGGGUGAUUUCCGCGGAGGGGGAGCGGGCCGCCGCCGAGUCCUUGGUGAUGGAAGCCGGCGUUGAAGAGGAAGAAGCUGGUGAAGUAGAAGGCGCUGGUGCGACGUCUUCAAAACAGAAGCCUGCUUCGAGAAGGCUGAGCAUCAAAGCAGACAAUAAGACAAGAACCAGUGGGGUCGUCACGAUCACGGCUCCAAAAACAGCCACAGAAGCGAAGGACGAGAAGACGCAGCAGGCGUCGGAGCUGUACGAGCAUGUGGAGUUCAUGAAGAACAAGUAUCUGCCCGUCGAGGAGCGAAAAAUUCUCGACGACUACCUCCACAUGAUGCGGUCGGAAUUUCGCGAGCAAUUUCUGCACAUGUACAACACGAAGAGCAAGAGCUUGACCGCCGUAGAGAAAAAGUUAGAAAAAGCGGUGGACCGGCACGAAUUUCUGGUGCGCUCGCACACGUGGGAGAAGGAGAAUUUGGAGUACACAGCGCAGGAGCGGCUGAACAAGCAGAUGGAAACCAUGGAAGAGACCUUCAAGGAGCAAAUGGAACGGUUGAAGCAGCAGAAACUGGACAACCGGGAGUUCACCGAGGCCGAGAACAAGUUGUUGCGGCAAGAAGUGAACGCCUUGAAACUGGAACUGCAGGACGCCGGUGCCGCGUUCGAAGAGCAAGUGACCGCGCGGGAAGAGGUGGAGAAACGGAUGAAGAUGGUGUUUGACGAUUUGCAGAAGCAGCAAGACAUGCUGCUGAGCACGGAAAACUUCUUCGGAGACAUUGAGCCCGAUGUUGGGGGAUUGGACUUGGGAGAUUUGGAGAAGAAAAACGAGACAACCACAAGAACUUCAUCAAAGCGCGCCAGUACAGCUACGGGGUCAGUCAAGUUUGUAAACGAAGGGUCGGCCGCUGAUUCAAAUGUUGUGGAGGCAGAUGGAAAACAAGAUGCAAAUAAGCCGCCGUCGGCGACGGAAAUUGAAGGUUCUGACCAAGCACAUCAAAGAACCUCUGCGAAUAAAGCCCUGCUGCCCCCGCGGCUGCGGAUUUCGUCGAAACAGAAUGCGGAUUCCGUGCAGACCAGGAUGAAGAAGUUCGACAAUUUGCUGAAAGAGACGGAGCAGAAGGAGCAGCUGAUCAAGGAGAUGGAAGCGAACUACACGAAAACCAUUCUGGACCUGAAGCAGAGCCACGAGUUUCUGCAGCAGAAGGUGAAGCAGAUGCUGAGUGAGAAAAAGAAGCAGCGGAAGAAAGUCGAGGAUUUUCUGCAGAACAAGGAGAAGUUGCAGUUCGUAGAAGAGGAGUACGACAAGUUGAAGAAGGAGCACGAAGAGUUGCUGACGAAAAACCUGUCCGCGCAGCAGCAGAAACUGAAGAUGGAGGGCGACCGGCUACGGGUCGAGGUGAACCAGCUGCACAGCGUCUUGCAGAACAGCAAGGUGGAUAACGAAAACCUCGUUUUUGAGAAGACGAAACUCGAGCAGGAAAACGCGCGGUUGUUCGGAAAGGUGUCUGGGUACGAGGCGGAAAUCGAACGAUUGAACGCGGAACUGUCCUCCCGCGACACCGACAUUCGCCAAGUGCAGGAACUGCUGUUUACUGGAACUACUACCGCAACCACGACGGCUACCGCAACCACGACGGGGGUACAAGUACUAGGGCAUUCUGGCCGUGCGACGAACCUGUCGCAGCCUUCGGUGCAGCAGAAGAAGAAGCCGAAGCUUGCGUCCAACAUCAUCAAGAGUCCGAACGAAAAAUCCGUCGGGAGCAGCGACGGUAUUCCGGUCCCGGCAACAUUCGACAUCGAGUCUCCACCAGGUGUACGAGGCGGCGGUGUCGUAGUUGCAUCCUCACCUGGUCGUGCUUCACCAGCGGCGAGUACGACCAGCCCGUCGAGCGAUAUCCACAAUUCGGUCAAGAAUUUGAUCCAGCAAAGGAAGAAAGAAAGGGAAGACCGGGAGAAGGAGAAGGCUCGAUUCGAAAAAGCGCUGAAAGCGCACGAGAGCGAGAAGACCGCGCUACAUUCGAAGCUGAAGGAGCACGAAGAAACGAACGAAUUUCUGCAGUCCAGGCUGGACCAAGCUGCGGUGGGCAUGGUGCCGCCGGAGUGGAAGCAGUCCGUGGUCCGGCAAUCGGUCACGCUGCAAAAGAUUUCGAAGGUUGGCGGCUACGCGGAAUUCCACAGCCGGUUGGAAAAGGAAAAAAUGAAGGCGGAGCAUGAACUUGAAAAGGGUCGUCGUGGUUUAACCGCGGAAGAAGAAAUAAGACCGCCACCGGAACAAGCUGCUGAACAGGGAACAGAACAAGCAGCGAACAAAACUCCCGCUUCACAACACCACUUUCUGGGGCACACAUCAGCGGGCAUCUCCGCAUCAGCGUCAAAAUUCGGGAGUCACUCCUUGCACUCCCAUCCCGAGCAAGCGCACCAUCGCAGUUUGGGUGGCGCGUUUGACCAAGUAGCGGAGGAUAGAGCCGAUGUUGCUCAUGAGAUGAAAGAGGAGCCGCAUACGAAGCACCUGCGCGCCCCCCACGCGGAGGGGGAGAGAUCGGAGCUUGUUGUGCAGCAAGCGGUUGCUGGUACAACAGCCGGUAAGGCGCUGAUUUUCGAGGAAGGAGUAGAUGAAGCUGGUGAUGAAGGACACCAGAAGGCGCUGACCAAAGACGCGGGUACUCCAUCGCCUUCAAUUUUGUCCCGGGUCGCAAUGUUUGACAAAGAACAUAAAGACAUGAUCAACUCGACCUUGGUACGAACAUCGAAAGAAACAGGGAAGAGAAGCACAUCGACUGAUAAGACCAACGCCAACGUGGAAGCUUCGUCCGUAACCUCUCGUCGAAGAUCGUCAAGGAGUUCUGGCGGUAUGGGCAUCGUUCAGAAAAUGAAAGGGAAACAAGGCAGCACACCUACAGCCUCCAGAAGUGUAUCGCCCGUCGAGCAUCCUGUCGUGGAGCAGGCACGACCUGAAAACACGGCAGCUGAUGGUGGAAACAAAAAUCAAGAUGACCAAGACCUCAUAGCUACAGGAGCUUAUCUUCAAGUUGUAGGGGAGAGAACAAAUAAGUUGAAAUUCGCUCCUCUCGAAGGUAAUAUCCUGGCUCAACAACAAGCUGAAGUCGCAUUCGCGGAAAAACAGCGUCUACAGCAGAAUCAAGCUGCUUCUUCCACUACUUCCGAUGCGGCGCCGAAAAAAAAGAUGAAGCGCAUGGUUCGUGUUGUGAAACGCCGAUCCACAAAGUCACAAGUCGCAGACGAAAAUGUGGACAAGACCUCCGCUCCGCCUCCGGAUCCGGUGUUGGACAGCAUCGUGAAGAAAAGCACAGUCGAACGCCUCCUCGCGAGUGCGCCACCGCCGGACGAGCAGGCGGACGUUGUUGAUGAUAGCUUCAUUAUCGUCGAUGGCGAGCAGGAAGACGAGAAGCCCACGGAGACAGAGGAGCAAGUAAACGGCGAGGACGUUGUAAUGGAUAUUACCGAAGCAGCAGUAAACACCGCGACAGCCAGCAGCGGCAGCGCUACGCUCAGCAGAAAGUCGAUUGCGGCGGCGAAGACGCAGGCUGCUUCGUCGAUGUUCGCGAGGAGGCCGAGCCGAUAUAUGCUGAUGCAAACCUUUAUGCGGUGGAAAAUCCGGCACCACAUGGGCCAAGGCUCUUCCACCGCGUUCGAAUCACCCGUGAGCAAGGCGAAAUCUGCUUCCGCCAGUGUUGCGCACGAGAACACGCCGCACGCGAAGGAGAUUGCGGCGGCGAAGGCGGCUCCGGUUGCGAAUAAAAUCAGGCGAUUGGAGAGUGGGAAGACAAAGACGAAAACGUCGAGCAGUCUCUUUUCAUCGAAGACGGGCCCCGUUUCUACUUCAGUGCCAGGAGGCGAGAGGGCUGCCGCGGUUGCGUCAGAAGAACAAGCUGCUGCAUCUACUUCAGGUCUUGUUGUGUCUCCACAUGCAGAUGAACAUCAAGUAGGGACUGAAGGUGCACCAGCACCAGAACCGCGUGAGAAGAAUUCAGUGCUCGAUCGGAAAGAAGUUUCGGGUGGAACGGUUAAAGCGCAUGCAGCAACAGUAGCUUCGGCGCAGGCGCAACAGGAGCGAUCACCGACGUCUCCAUCACAGACGACGGAUGUUGACGUAAGUAGCGGUUUUCGUACAACCUCCAACAAGCAGCAGGGUAAGACGAAAGCAAAGAAAGUGAAAGCAGAAGGGAGCCAGGUUCCAAGAACUGCUCAACCGCCGGAACACGACGUGCGUUUUUCGUCCGGGUCCUCUGAGGGCGAUCACGACGAACACAAGUCCGAUCUCGUCCUCGCUGCGCAUUCGCUUUUGACUGCGGGGGCCAAGCAGUGGAACGCGACGGGCGCUGGUGGCAUUGUGAAAAACGUUGGUGGUGGUUCGAAAAUAAAACGCGUGCUGUCUUCAAAGAAGUCGAGCAAGGAUGAAUCUUCUGUGCGGUCGGAAGACACGACAACUUCGGGAGCCGAAGUGGUGGGAAGUAGAGCAGCUGCAGAGGGUGAUAUUAAGUCCGACAAGGGCAAGACAAAAGUCCAGAAGAGUACGAAAGAAACCCCACAACACAAUGACGUUGUUUACUCCGACGCGGACGAAACGCCGGGAAGCACUCGGAAACUCGUGUUCGAUUUGCAGCAAGACCCGGACAGCUUGCACGAGGAGGAUUUGGCGCAGAUCGAGCAGGCUGUUUACACGUUGCAGCACAGUCCCGACACGAAAAUGGUGUCCGUGAAAGCUACAAGCACGAGUUCGUCCAAAAGCCCUCCUUCUUCCUCAACCGGCCCAACUGGUGCAAUGACUACGACGCUCGAUGCUGGGGACGACGCGGCUGGUCAUAAAAAUGCUGCAACGAAGAAAGAAAAAGACGAAAACCUCAAAAACAAGAAAAAGAACGCGCAUACAAGUCCCACAUCCCCGGGUGCGGUUGCCGAUUCCCUCGGUAAGCACGUGAAACUGCACGCGCGCCGGCUGGAGCACGCAGACAAGCUCCAAGAGGAUAUGAAGGACCGGGAGGCAGAGAAGGAGGAGAAACAGAAACUGCAGGAGCAGUACGAGAAAGAGCACAAACAGAAAUACCGGGCCAAAUAUGCGGCAAUCGGGGCAGAACACAUCGGGAGAGAGUAUUACGGGAAUAGUAAUAAAAGUGGUUCCUCCUCGAGUUCGUCCGAUAAUGAGGCCGAGAUCAUGAAGGCAUUUCUGCAGGAUCAGGUUCAGGAGGAACGAGAAAAGGAAGAUCGCUCGCACGAAGACGUGUUGAUCAAUUUGGCAGACGCCCGUGCCAGGAUGCACGAAUUGAGAAGCGAGGUCGCUGCGUCGAUGAAGAGUAACAACUUGUUGGCAACUGCUCCUGCGGUGAAAAAGAAAAAAAAGAGUUCAAAAACGACAACCUCGUCAUCUCCCGAGACAAGUAGUCCUGCAAAGAACUACAAAACGCGGGAUUCUGAAGUCGCUGCUGUUAGUGGAAGCGCAGUAGAGACAGCGUCGAUGGGACGAGCAGGGGCUGAAGGUGCAAUACCCCAAACAGCAUCCUCCCGAUCGUCGAAAAGCAACAAGCGGGAGUCCACGUCUGCGUUCUCGAAGGUGCGAAAGAGUGAGCUGAAGCUGAACACGCUCCUGAAUAAAAACUUAGCGAAGACCACCAGCUUGGAUGAUCACCGGGUGGGUUCUGGAGUAAUUGCUGCUGCAGAUGGAAGAACAGCAUCAAAAGAGAAAGAUUCACCCUCUCGAUCACCUUCCGCCUCGUCGAGAAGCAAAAAUAAAGACUCGCUCAACAUCUCGAGUUCAUCUCAACAGACUAGUAGUUCAGGAAAAGUAGAUGAAAAAGGCUUGACUGCAGCGAGUAGUACCAUCCGCCCCCCGAUCAUUAUGUCCACAAUCGACAAGAUCAGACUGGAGGACAUGAGAAACACGGGCAAAAAAUCGUCCCCGAGCUCCAACGCUUCGUCCCGAAUGUCGAAGCGCGUUUCGUUCGGCGUGGACAUGGUGAGCGAAGACAGUCUGUUUGACGUGGCACAGAAAUCUGUUUUGCGGAAAGAGGAGCGGAAGGAAAGGAAGCAGGCGCGGAGGAGUGCUAGUGGGGCGGCAAACAGUAGCGAAGAUCAUGGUGGUGGUGGUCCUGCUGGUCGUGCCACGACCAGUCCACCUUCCAAUGAUUCCUCUGCCGCGGCGGCCGCGCAAAACUUGUUGAAGCCUUCCAAAAGUAGAGGCAGCUCGUACUUCGAGCCCUCGUCUCGUCUUCCCCUCGGCGGAAGUAAUAGUAGUAGUGGAACGACGUCGUCGCCGUCGGCCAAGGAAGGCGUUGUGCGAGACAAGCUCCAGAAGAAAAAAGAGAAGAAAGAGGCGCGAAGGUCCGCGAGAGCGGCCUCGACUAGCAGCCCUCCUGCUUCUGUCUCGCCGCCGACGAGCACGACAAUGUACAGCUUCUACAACGACAUGACGUACGAUGUCUUGGAGGAUGACGGUGGCGAUCCCCAUUUCUACCUGCAAGGAAACAACUCCUCCGCAGCAGGACAGCGGCAGCGCGAUUUAGUUGGAGUCUCGUCAGCUGCACUACCACGAGAAUUCCAAUUGUACGGUUACGGGGACGAGCUGCUCCACGACCAGGAUAAUUUUCCAGCUCGAUUGAUUUUGGAAGCAAAAGCAUCAAACGAGGGCCAGCAAGAUGCGCCCGAUGAGAGCGCCCUUCAUUUCCCAGAUAGGAUUGACCUCUCUAUGCUGCAACAGCUGCUGGGAAGCGCUACGGCAGAGGACGACGCCUGAAUCGUGAAGACGGCUGUUUUAUUAUCGGAUCCUACUUUCUCUGAAAGACAAAGUAUGUUCUUGUUAAUUCCACAAGGGAAUUUCGGUUCGUGACGUGUGGUUGCUUGUGCUCGUAAGAAAGCUAAGGAGAUAGUUAACUCGUCUACCUAGGGUCGUACUCGUUAACUGGGUCUAGCUAAUACAAUACCUAUUCAUCCGGAUGAGACUACAUGAACUAAUGCUGCCUGUGUUUGGCUCAAGCCUUGUGCUUGUUGCCUUUUCUGCUAGUACGAUGAACCUUUUUUCCUGAGACUGCGUAGCAGUCUGUCGCUGGUGAUCUUCCUGGUGUUCUCAUGCGUUGCACGAUCCACAGUCACAGAACCCUGUCGGUUUUCUGUUUCAGUGGUAGCGGAGACAGAGGUUAUGCAACCAUUUGAUCACCAGUGACGGGAGUCACUAGCGACUACAAGAAGGGUAAACUAGCUAUGUCAGUAUUGUGUCAAAACAUAUGCUUCCGUUCCACGGCGACCACAUGUUUGACUACCCGCCGCGGAGCCAGUACACGGCGCGGCGAACACGACAAGUGAGGUCUUUUUCAGCCAGUGAAGAGCUUCAAAACACAGCGAUGAAUGUGUGAUCGGCAAGUUACGCCAUCCCAUCGGCAAGUGUACGCCAACAUUCCGGCAAGUUGACGCCACCAGCAUGACAAGUUUUGUCACCUCGAUUCCGACAAGUUACGUCGAACCGCGGGAAGAGGAGAUUUGUUCCACGGCUUCCUCUUCCACCAUGACAAGUUGCGUCAUCCAACCAGAUUCGUCCGGGGCAGUUGGACCCCGGUUUCGUAAACGAGCACCACUUCCUCGACUGCAUCGUCAAGUGCCCGGAAGUGUUUCUUUUCGUGAACAAAUCCAUCGAAAGAUCGUCUAUUUCGCAAAACGGAAUUCGUGCAAUUUUAUCUUCAAAUCGCAAUCGCUUGAGAGAAAAAUCUUUAACGGAUUUUUCAUGGAUAAACAAUCGCAAAGCGGAAAAGUUUAUCGAGAACGACGCAGCAGUUCGACAAAAAGGAAUAACAAAAACAAACAUCUCGGAAUAGUCUAUCGGAUUUGGCCAAACGGAAGCGGAAUAUCGACAAAAUUUAAGUUAGCAAUAAUGAGCCUGAUCGCACCAAAGCGACUCCGAACCUACGAAGCAAAUCUCAACGAGCUGAUCGCUGCUUUGGACGCAAACGACGGAAAACCCGUUCUCGUCUGUCAGCUCGGCGACCGGUGCCUCGUGUGGCGCUACAGCGGCCACUUUGACAAACCACCACCGAACGCGCGCGCGGUGCAUUUCCGGUUAAAGACGUGGAUACCGGAAUCCGACCUGCAGCGGGUAAGCCACCACUUGUGGGGCGGAAAAACGCUCUGCAUCUGCAGCCCGCUGCCCGGCACUUUCGUCUACCAGAUCGUGAAGGUGCCCUUCCAUCUCGGACGGUACGUGCCCUCGCUGUUGGAAGCGCCAGGAUUAGAGUUGGACCUGCAGGACAGCUUCGGAGAAGAAGGUCCGGCUCUCACGGAAGGAAAACUGGUGCUGUACGACAGUCGGGAACCAAACCCGACCACGCACUACGGCGAUCGCGAGGCACUUGAAGCACAGUUUCCGUACGACAACGGGCAGCCUCCGGCUGGUGUCUUCAGCCUGAGUCGCCUCUUCCCGGGUCCGUUGUUUCUCGGACACCCGAAGCCGUUCGGGACAACCGUGAGCGCGGAGAAGGACUUCUUGUUCUACUGGAACCAGGAACAGCAGGCACGCGUGGCGAAUUCAUCGUUCAAUCCGGUGUUGAGUCUGAACAGCCUGGUCCUGUUCUGGCAGGUAACCGGCUAUACGCCGGCGAACAAUCAACGGAACGAGUGCGUACUCGGGUACGCAGUACACGCAGGACGGAGUGUGGAACCACGCCGGCCUGAACGGAGACCCCUUCAUUCAACGGGAUCGGCCCCCAGUAGUCAGAAAAGCAAAAAAAUCACAAAAGCCGGAAAAUUUUCGCGCUUUUAAGUUUUCGCAGGGUUUUUGCAGUUCUUGCAGCCGCUCGCUGGUGCGUUUUCUUUUUCUGGUUGUGUGUCUUGGGUUUGUGGGUUGGGCGGGAAAAGCAGGCGUGGGCGCAAGGGAUUGGAGUGGGGCCGGCAGAGGGAGCCCAUGUUGCCGGUGUGUGCUUCGGGAUGGGAGAGGGAUGCUGGGUGGGAAAGUUUUGGUCGGGCGAGUGGCCAAUUAAUUCUGCGACAAAAAAUCGCCUUUGUUGCGACAAAAAAUCUGAAAUAAUUAAAAAAAAUCGGCUUUCGGCCGUGGUUUUUUUUUUCUUAGGGAUUUCAGGAAGAACCCGAAAAAUGUCGCACCCGUGUCGCACCGGUGUCGCACCCGUGUCGCACUCAUGUCGCAAAGAAAGCAACUUUUUGGCGCAAAUUUAUUCGGUGUUUUUCUUUUUUUUCGGUGACGUUGUGUUUGCCCGAACAAAAGUUGCGUGCUCGAUUUCAUGUGGCGCAGUUCUUCGAAAACCCCGGAGCCCACAGGUCCGCAGCCUGUUGACAAAGCCCCGGCGUUAUUUUAGGGCCUACAGAUUUCCUAUCGAGCGAGCCCCGGCGGAGUGGUUUGGCACAAUAGGGCGGCAGUGCAAAAAUUUUUUUUUCGUUUUUCUUUUGGGAUUCAUGAUUUUUUUAUUUCCGGGCCCAUUGGGGCCCGAUCCCGUUGACUUCAUCGGAAACCAGACGAGCGGCCAACGUAGCGGCCUGCGCUGCUGGAUUUGCGGUGCACACGGACACCGUGCGGCGGUGUGUCCCGGAGCGAACAAUGAACCCGAGUUCGAGCCAAGCCCGACGCGGGAGCGCUCCCGGGAAACUCUGCGGUUCUGGACCACAGCGGACGCCCAGAGCUGAGUCGAGCGACAAACAACUUUUAAACAGCAAAAAUGUAAUUUCGCCGAGCUACAAGCCUUCUCCAACCUUUGACAACAAAUCAAAAGAACUACCUCUUCCAGCAUUUCUUUCGCAGAACGCAAACAGCAGUGAACUCGGACGGAGCAGCAGCAACAGCUCCGGCAGCAAUUUUAUCUUCGAAUCCAGCGCAGAAAAUCAGUAUUCCGAAACAACUACCCAAUUUUUGAAAGAUUUCCUUACCGGGUAUGCCGUGCCAUGGCAUCUCGGACACUACCAGCAGAUCGAGAACUUACUCGCCCAGCGCGAGCAAAUCAACCAAGAGCUCGGCUACGAAGCCAUCCUGAAGGAUAUUGCCUACACCGUUCCCACGGCGAAACUACCCGAUUUCGAGAAGAAGAAACUCAGCGACGUGAGCGUCAAGCUGCUGGCGACCAGGACCGGGAAACUGCUCAUGGCGCCAGAGAAGAUGCGGCUCAAGAUUACCGACCCGCUCUGUGACCUGUUCAUGUCGGUGAUAGAAUUCGGUAAGGAACUGGACGAGGACCUCGAUUUGAUCCAUGCGCUUAAUCGCGACGUAAACUGCACGGAGAGUCGGCGUUGGAAGAUUCUCCAGCAGGAACAAAUCGACGAGCUACGUGUAAGAAAAGACCGACCACCAACACCAUCGGAAUCUUCAAGCGAAUCUUUCAACUCGGCGUGGUGGCGGUACAGCCAGAACCCGUGCCGGAAGAAAGCGGAGUAGCCGGGGACAGGAGCACCGGCACCAGCAAGUUUUUUGUGACGAAAGUUUGAUGAAGCCCGUUUCGAUUUUCCUCUUUUCUGAUUUCUUGGAGCCGGAAUUCAGCUUUCGAAUCUGUGCACCUUUUUGUUUCUUGGAAGAAUAAGCAGAAAUAGGAGUGCGGCGGCUGCGCCCGAAAGAACGAAGUAUCGACUCGGUGUCUUUUGUUUCUCGAUCGCAAAAUUGCCGUAACGCAAAUCGCAAAUCGCAGUAUCGAAAAUUCGUCUGUCGUUUGUUUAUGUCGAAACCGAGAAGCAAAAUCAGAACCGCCAAUCUGCAGUAUCACCCGCAAACGAAAAAGGCCUAACCGACCGGAAUCACGGAGUUCGACAAUCUAAGACUUUGCCCAUCAAAACCAGGAUUUAGCAGCACUAAGGUGUAGUGCGCAAGUCUCCCCAGCUAGGUGCGCUCGACUAGUCGACGCACUGGAAAAACAAAACUAAUCCCCAACUAACCAAGUCCCGUAAGAAGUGAACGAACGGAGCCCGUAUGUGCGGCUGCCUGCAGACCGCCGUCAGCAUCUUCUUCUGGAAAAUAAUCGAGAUCGUCGCACUUUGUGUGUUCGGCGGUUUUCUUCUCAUCAUCUUCGCCUUCUACCUCUUUUGGUGUAACGAGCCGUAGAAGCGCAAAAUGGGAGGUCCAGGGCAAGGCAAGGGAGCGGCCGCUGGACAGCGUGCGCUGCAGGAUGGGAACCCGACGUCCGACGAAUCGAUGACGUCGCGGCGCAGCAGCCGGAACGGAAACUACCAGCUGCAAAAUUACAACUACAACAACUACCAAGUGGGUACCAACGACAACGGAUAUGGAAAUAAAAACAAAGGAAAAUGGAUGAACAACUACGGGGGCAAGAAAGGGCCGUAUGGUCCAGACACAUACGGACCCGAGCACGGAUACAACAACGCAAAUUACGGCCAUUGGUCCGAGGAGCAGUGGGCACGCUGGUACGAGGAAUGGACCGAUUUCAAGGGCCGAAUGCGCAAGGGCGUACAGAACUGGAUGGGACAUGCCCGUGAUGCCGAACAGGCCGCCGUCGGAGCAGCAACAGCAGCGGUUGGCGCGGCGGCCACGUCCAUGGACGCGCAAAACGCAGUGUCGGAACUGCGUAACGACCAUGAAAAGGAACUGCGCGCUGCGAAAACCGAGCUCGACGGGCUGGCAAGCAACACGACCGCGCAGGUGGCGGCCGCGCAGGACAACAUCGCCAACCUCGAUAACAAAGUGGUGACGGAGCUGACCGCGGCCAAGCAGGUAGUCGACGAGAUCAAGACAACCCAGAACAACAAUACAAACCAAAUCGUCAACAACAUGCAGGGACUGCAGAACCAAGCCGACAACCUGUCCGCAAGCGUGGCAGGGUUGCAAGGGCAAGCCCAGGCGAAUAUGGCGCAGAUGCAGACCUACAUGCAACAGCAGAUGCAGGAAAUGGAAGGCCGAUACGUGCACCUCCUGCAGAAUGCGACGAAUGCCACCGAUCAAGCACUUGCGGCAUUGGAAAAGGAGAAGGCACGAGCUGCAGCUGCAACUGCGUCUUUGCAACAGCAGUCGACGGUGCAACAUUUCAACAUCGGAUCGACGGGGGCAACAGCCCGUGAAUGCAACAUUCUGAGCGGCGAAGUUGCGGAAGACGUGACGACGCGGAGUCGCGCUGCGUCCGUCGCCAGUUCUCUCGGUAGCAAAAUCCGCAACGAGAAGAAGUACUACAUCGAAGAAGACCCGGACUAUGCGGCAAGCGAGUUCUUGCCAGGUUUGCACCCGAAGGAAGUGGAGCGUGCUACCAUCGCGGCCGGAUACUCGGCGGCAGCAUUCGCUGCGGCCGAAGCUGGUCAGGCCGAGGCCGAAGAAGACGCCUUUUCGACGACGACAAAGAAGAGUAAGAGGACGAGCGGCGCCGAAAAGAAGAAGCGAAAGCGCGCGUUGAAGAAGGCGGCCGCCGGAGGCGACGGUGGGGACGAUGGCGGUAGUUCGUCAUCCUCGUCUUCGGAAUCCGAAACUUCUUCUGACAAUGGAUCCGCGGUUGACGACGACGAUGACAUCAAGAAGCGGAAGAACUGGUCUUCCAAAGAUUACGAGAAACACUACACUCAGCAGCCCAACAUGGUAGGCGGCGGUAGUAGUGGUGCCGGCGGUGGAAACGGCAACGGGGGCAACAACGACAACAGUCAAGGCGGCGGUCACGGUGGAGACGACGGUGAUGAUGGUCGUGACGGUUAUGGGAACAAGGCAAAGGGCAAGGGCAUCCUGAAGGAGGAGCGCGUGGAGGUCAAGCGGCUGAACCUGGAUGCCGCCCGGCCGUCGGCCAACACGACCCCCGAAGAAGGGAAGAUCGGGCUCGUGAUGAAUGCGGAUGGCAUUCUCGUCGGUACCAUCGGUAAUUUCGACGUUCCGCUCGAGUCGACGCACAUCGCGGAGGGCAAGACCUUGACAUCGGCACAGAAGACGAAAAUCGACUUCCGACAGUAUGUUGCCGCUGGUCCACCAAAAUUCAGCUCCUCGAUGAAGCUCGCGAGCUGGAAAAUGGAGUUAGAAAUGCACCUAAAGGGAUGCAUUGACACCGACCGGGCGGUGGCGCUGAGCGCAGAGACCGUCCUCGUGCGGAAGCACUGGAUGGAAGCGCACACCGAGGAUCAGAAAACUGACAUCCUCGCGCUCGGCUACAUCGACCGGGACAAAUUGAACUCGUGCACCGUCCUCAACUACUUCACCUCCUUGACCGAGCUCUACGGCCAAAUGGCAUCCGACAUCAACGACCGUCUGAAGAAUUGGUCCGUGCAAGAAGGCGAUUGGAACAAGAAAAAUGCCAACAUGUGGCUGGAGUUGGCCAAGUUCCGGCGCGCGGCGCUUGCGAUGGGGAUUACGAUCAAUCCGAAGAGCGAGGUAGACCAGUUGCGGCUGCUCGCGGAAUUUCGCGAUCGCAUUCCCAUCGACGACGCGUUCCUGCGCGAGGUCAUGAUGUUCUCCACCAGCAAGAUGAAGAAGAAGAAACGGAUGCGCUUGACGCGUGCGUGGCCGUACUUCAAGGAGAUCAUGGCUUACGUCAGUCUCGACCGGAACAUCCGGACCAGUUCCGCCAUUAUCAAUUACAAGUCGAAAUCAAAAGCGGCCAACGCUUUCUCCUUCCACAUCAACCACCUCGGAAUGAGCGGCUGCGGUUGCAGCGCUGGGCGCGAAACCGCCGAGGAGGUUAUCAUGUGCGAAGAGGUCCACCAGCCGCAGGUGAUGGCGGCGGCGUUCGCCAAAUUCGGCGAUAAAAUACAACCCGCAAAGGGCAACAUUGUUUGUUGGUCUUGCGGAAAGGUGGGACACAAAAAGGCGGAAUGUAAUUUUAAUAAACCGGGAAUCAACAGCGCGCGAACCUGUACAACCUGCAAAAGCCCGUCCCACGACCGUGACAACUGCCCCGUGUACUCGCUCUGCAUCAAGGCCGCCCAGUUCUUUCGCAAGUUCAAGCGGAACGCCCGAAAGGGGGGCAAGAAGGGUAAGAAGGGCGGUGGCAAGCGACGUGGAAAUAAAAAAUUUUUCGCGAGUAUCCAAUUUGUGGAUACCGACGGCCUAGUCCAGCACACGGUGGGGAUCGAAAUGGGCGAUAUGGACGAAGAGUUUUGGCUCGGGGAGUACGUUGCGGAACCGACGACCAGUACCACCACGCAGCAACCGAGCCUGAGCGUGAAUCCGGCUCAGGUUAGCGACGCGGCGAGCGCCGCCGCGACGGCUGGUACGGUCCCGGCCGGCGGGGACGACACAGUCGAAGAAGAGGAGUACGACUACGACGAGGAUGGUUUGUACCUCGACCGGGAUUUCCGGGACGGCCCGUAGACAAGUCGGACUACGCGGCCGGAAACCAAAACGAAAAGCCACCGACUAACAACGAACUUUUCGUGAGCAGCAUCGUGAAGAAGAACUUGAUCGACAAAAAGAAAAUUAGCAGGCCGAAGGAGUACUACCUCUGCAGGAAGAAUCCGAACCCUCUUCCGCAAACAGAACAAUUUGAACGAGAAAAAUAUGUGAACCAGCCGGAGAAAAUAGUCCCGGUCAACAAGGCGGCUGUCCACCUGAAAGCCGUGAUACAGAGCAUUCUACUUGACUUGAAAGACCUGAAAGUGAUGAGCGCCAGCAUGAAGGAUAUCGCAAAAUUUCUGAUCGACAGCGGGUUUAGCCGAUUAUUGUUUAUGGGAGUGGUGGCUUUGGAGGAGCGCCACCGUUUUUGUCUGCAGCACGGAAUCAAAUUAGAAUUUACCAACGUCCCGCUGGAGGCGUCUACCGCGGGAGGCGCAACUAAAGUCCUUGGUAUUGCAGAAGUAAUUGUGGCGUUGCCGCACGGUUGCAAGGUGCCAGCCGGUCUGGUGCACUGUAUCGUGGUCGACGACCGGGAGUGGCCACAACCUGCAACGAACCUGAUCGGAUUGGAGUUCAUGCGCCAGUUCAAAAUCGGCAUCGACCCGGAUACCGGACACGGCCGUUGCGGCGCGUGGGAAACGGAACCGGUCGACAACCAGUGCAUGAUGGAUAUUUUUGAAGAACUUACUCCUGAUUUUCUGCGAGCAGUACGAAAGCAGAUCGAAGCCGGAUUCGCGACUACCGCAAGCGUGAUGCGGGCCGCGAAGAACAGAAAAACUAGCACGAAUCAGAUAUCUUUCCCACAUCCAGACCAUACAAGAAUCUUUCCCACGCUGCUGGAGGCACAGAACAAUCCUGCCUCGUCUUCAUCUUCUUCGUCAGCAGCACCAGUCGGGAGCCGAGAGCUACCAACGGGAACUUCUACUGCGAAUCAAAAGCCGAACGACAACGGAAUGGCAAUUGAUGUAGCAAAAAUGUACGCAUGCGCAAGAAUCUUGGUCGGUGCAACCCACGCACCCAAACCAACGGGCGCCGACAUACGGGCGCGAACCAGAGUAAUACACGAUCUCGACGAAGUCAGAAACAAACUACAAAGUCUCAACAAUUUUUCUAACCAAAACGCGAAUUUAAUCAACGCAGAAUUACCACUUCGAGGAGAAACACACCGGAAUAUCGUCGCGGUGUAUUUCUUCGACCAACAGGUGCGCGGAAGCGAGCCCGUGCACGACCGCAGUGGCUUCGGAAUACCUGUGAUCUCCAGGUACACGAAUAAUAGCAAAAUCAAGCAGUGGAAGCGGGCCACAGAAUCGAUUACAGCUCUGAGCGGGCGGCGCGUUGCCUCCGCGGACUCAGGAAAGCAUGUCGCUUUGCAGCUACGCGGGCGGACGCUGCAGUUCCCCGUGCCGAAGAGCAUUCAGUCGGUGUUCCAAGAAGGCGAAGCCGGCCUGUCCAAGAGGGCGCAGGAUCGUAUCAAGGAGAUGCCGGAAUAUCAGGAUCUGUUCGAACGGAGUAAGCGUUUCCUGAUGAAGUACCGGGCUGGCUGCGCGCUUUUCACCGGAAACGGAAAGCAAGGGGCCGUCGCCGUUGCCGAACUGGUUGGCGAUCAAUUACGACUGAGAUCGGAGAAACGAGCUGCACACAUGAGUCUGGUUUCGUUGCUCGCAGCGAAUGGUGAGCGGCCGACAUCGGACGGCCGGGUAACAAGGUUCGGAUACGGGUUGGUAUCACCGACCCAAGACGCGCACGACGGCAAAAGCGUGACCGUUCCUUUCGACCCGCGCCGAAACCUGACGAGGCGCCAGGCCGAGGUGUACGCGUACCUCAGAGCGAUGACGCACCGUCAUGCAGGUAAGCUUGACGCCAAGCUCAUGACGAAGCUCGCGAAGGGGAAGUUCCGCAGCAUCCCCUUCCGGGAUUUGAGGACCGCGAUCGACGCGGCAAUGAGGAAAAGUUUCUCGAACGUGAGAUACACGACAUGGCCGAUGGAGCGAGCCAUAGGCUCUUGGUCCACCGUGGACCUGUCGGCCGUGAGUAUGUUAGACACAGCCUUUGUGUCUGGCGACAUGCUCAUCCAGCCAAAUACGGUAGUGCAGUUGCUGCGCAAGAUCAGCGGCGACAUCUGGCUGGACUUCAUCGGACCGAAAUGGAUCACACUCGCUGAGUGCGCGAACUACGCGGACGACCCCGCGCCGGUGGACGGAGACGGGAAACCACUGGCCAUCGGCAAUAAAACCAAAAAUGAAAACGACCAACUGUUAGGCCUGAACGACGCGGACCAGAGCGAUAAGAAGCUGAGUUCCGGUCAGCCCACUGCCGACGCGGUUUGCAAGUUUGUAAGCGAAAAUCUCGACAACAUCGGAAGGAUCCUUAUCAUGGAUCCGGGAUCCGAAAAUAUCAGCGAGGGUUUGGCCACGCUGCUGCUGGCGGCGGGAAUUCGGGUGAGAAUAGUUUCCGGGAAUUCCGCGACAGCAAUGGCAGAUGUUGAAGUUUCUCAUCUGCAUCUGAAGACCAACCUUCACGCCGCAAUGAGGCACCCGUUACUGCGGGAUCUGCCACUGUCAGUGCUGCUCCGGCUCCUCGCGCAUGCGCGCCGCGAGCGGAAAAUGAUGACGUCAUACCUAGAGAAAGGAGAGGAGUGGCGGUUGGCACAGAAAGGCGACCUACCGGAGGAUUCCGCUAUCCGCUUCUGGAGCGUGGAGGACGCGCGGAUAAGUAAGAUCCAGCGGGCGGAAAACCGAAUCGCCGCGCGGAUCGCAGUUCUGGAAUCGUUUCUCGACCCCGAGCUACACCUGGAAUUGAGCCUCCUAUUCCGGCGCCUCACGGAAGACGGCAGGGGCCCGGAAGCAGUACUCGGCGACCUCGUGGAGUGGAAGAAUAAGGGAGAGAAGUGGGUGCCAGGACAUCUCGAGCAGGCCGAGGAAGGAAGCAUCGUGUGGGGAGUGAAGCCACUCUCCGCCACCUCUGCUAUCCAGAAGAUCCCAAAGAAGAAAGUGCAGAGGGUGAUCGACCACGAGCUUGCAUUGGCGCUCCCGGACACGGUCGAGAUGUUUAUGUCGGACAUUCCCAAGCUCCCGCAGAUCCUCGCACAAAUCCGGCACAAGGGAUACUUCGACCGGGUGGACCGCGAAGAGAACUUCGGACUCGUCGCAAAAGACGACUUUCGCGGUGCGAAAAUAAAUGAGAGCCGGUUAAUACCAUGCAUCGACUGCGCCGAAAUGCGGUACGUAGAGGCUAACUUCCCCGGAGAAGUAUGCCGUUGCGUAAAUCUGUGUCCACAUGUCUUCUGCGGCGACGAAAGCGACGACAAGCUGUGCACAGCGGGGAUGUGGCUGCCGGAGAAGAAGCUCCGCAGCGACAUGAAGAAGACGCGUCCAGAAUUCCUGUACGAGAACAAAGAUGAGAAAACGACUCAGCAGGAGGAGCGUCUGGUGCAAGACAAGGUGAAGAAAACUGUAAAGUUUGAUCUACAAAACGCGUCCCCAAAGCCUGCAGCAAAAGAAGACGACGGACUGCCCGAGGAGGACUUGCUCGGUAGUGAAGAAGAGGACGAAAAAGUAGCAUCAGACUCCGAGGAGGAACAAGAAGUAGGUGCGCCCGCUGAUGGUCUCGCCGCAGACGUCGAUGACGGCGCCGAGGAAGGCGGCGACGAGCAAGUAGAAGCGGAGAACUUCAUUCCCGAAGACGAGCUUGACGAGCUGGCAGGCGCACCGGAGAUCAACGUGGUCGAUCUGUCGCUCGAGGACUUCAACGCAGUGAUGGACAUAAUGGAAGUGCAAUCCUACAACCUGAAACUGGAAGCACAGCAGGAGGGCGAGAAGAAGUUUGGCGGACUCGACAUUUUGAAACACAUAAAGUGGGACGCACGGAAGGCGAAAGUGCUCGGUCUGCCAGUCAACAAACCCAGCAUGGCACUGCGAGAAGUAGUACGGAAAGUGAAGGGUUACAAUGCCAAGUGCAUUAACGUGGAAGCCAGCGAAUGGAUCACAGUCAAGAACAUGCUGAACGACGAGCCGGUGCCGGAAGGAUGGGCGGCGCCCUGCGAUCUGAUCGAGGGUAUGACCUUGGUGUGGGAAAAGCACCACGCGGAACGACUAAACCCGAACAACGCCGCCUCGAAGAACCGUACGUGCGUAAAGUACUACCUCAACGAAGGCUACACCGCCGAGGGCGGCUACUUUUUCUCGCAAGAAAUGCGUGAACAAACCGCUGGUGCCAUCCGCUUCGAAUUUGCUGAUUCGUUUGGCGCGGAAGACGGUCGCGCGGAACACAGUGUGAUCAGUAGUCACCAUGCCGGCAUGACAGCGGCACAGCGGAAACGGCUCCGCAGCGCGAGGAAGAUGGCCGACAUGACGCCCUACUCGGUGCUGAGCGAGUUGCUACGAGUGGUGGAAACCAAGAUGGCGCUGACCAAGGAAAUAGAAGGUCAGAUGGUGGCAAAGAAAGACAAGGAGCUUCCGAACGUGGUGAAGGCGCUGAACAGCGGGGAAAACCUGUCUGGCAAGCAAAAACUCUUGCUCACAUCGCGAUUUAUUCUCGAUGCGAAGUUUCUCUCGGAGUUCUACUGGCAAUUGAAAUGCCGGUGGGCUCCGGGGGGACACUUACAAGAGAGGCCGGACGAGGCGGCCGAGAAUGCAAGUCCGACUCUUUCAGAGUUGGACUUGCGCCUCAUGUCCGUCAUCGCUGGAAAGUGGAAGCGCACCGUAGGAAUGGUAUUUGAUGUACCACGGGCCUUCCAGGAGAGCAGGACGUACACGGACGAGGAGAUGCCGGAGAUGCGUUUUCCGCGCGUGCAAGGGCGCUUCGCCGAAGCUUUGGACGGCGCAUUGGCGAUCCUGAACAAGAAGCACAACCUGGACCUGAACCCGGAUUCGCGUUUGCGGAUCCGGGUGCCACAAUAUGGCUUGCUCGACGCAGCCUAUUAUUUUUAUCGCAAGUCGCGAGAAGAAUUCGUGGCCCAGGGCAUGCCACCAUCCGCGAUGGCACCCUGCAUCUACAGAUUGCGGAUAGAAGGCCGCGUAGUUGCAGUUUUUGGCUCACACGUGGGCGAUUUCUUGGUGCUGGCAGACGGUUCGGUCCCGGGCCUCCUCGAAGUGAUCAAGUCCAGAAUGAAGAAAGCGUUUUCUUCACUUGAAGACAGUUGCUUCGAGGAAAUAACGUCGGAAUGGACGAACUUUACCGGCAAAAGCAUCAGGAUUGUCACCGUGGACGGACACCAAGCUCUCGACCUCUCGAUGCACCGAAAAAUCGAUGAAUUAAGCGAAUUCGAGACGGACGCCACAAUAAACGGUGGAAGACCAGAUCCAGCAGCAAAACUAACACCAACAGAAGUAACCCGGCUUCGCGGCGUCAGAGGAAGUACGGGGUACGUCGCGGAACGACUUUGUGAGUUCAUCUACACCCAACGCGCCCUCGCCUCUGGUGCCGAUGAGCAGCGCACUGUCGCAAAUGCGUGCAGAGUAAACACCUUGGUGCAAGAUAUGAAGCGGGUGAGAGAGCAGGACCAGACGUUUCUGCGGUUGUGGCUUGACUUUUCCGAGCCGUGCUUUUUGUUGAUAACAGACGGAAGUUUUCAAAGCAAGCCGGUUAAAAAGCAGAAGGGAGAAGAAAAAGAGAAGCUCGACCGCGGCAUGGCGGAGUUCAUGGCCGCGGAUGAUCCCCGUCUCGCAGAAGCGCGCGAACUGCAGUUACGGCCGAUGACAGCUUUUCUGCUCGUGGUGACCGACAAGAAGGAGUUGGCGGACUCGAUCCAGAAAACACGACCACUUCGCUCCUCCAUUCUGCACUGGGAUUGCCACGUACACGACACGGUGGUAGACGGCAGUUACGGUGCGGAAGCUCUCGGCUACGACCGCGGAACGCAGCAGGCAGAGAGCGUCAAGUUGCGGUUGGCCGAGAUGGAAAUGCCGACUCCGUACGGGAUUUUAACCGAGGAAAUCAUCGCUGCUGCAGAAGGUUUUGAACAACACGAUUUUAUUGACAACAGUUCCGUCAUAGCAAGGUUGCUGUCAAGGUCCACGACGAUGGAGCCGGACAAUUGUGUUUUCCGCGCAAUAGCCCGUGCAAGACAACUCCACAGGAAGACGCGGAGGAACCUGCUGCACAUUUCGGAUCCCAGCAAUUUGACCGACGUUUUAACCAAAUGGUGGACGUCGGUCAAUGAAAAACGAGGCCGACUGCGACAGCUUAUGAACGGUCAUUGGCUGUGGCCGUCGGGACCGGGCGACCGCCGAGGAGACGCGGUAGGCGUGCUGAGGAAGCUCGACAAAGAAGACGCGCAGUGGGACGGAACCGAAGGUGACGCCACUGCCGCAGCCGCGGGAAACAGCAGCAAUUGAUCCGUUUUCUUGUUUUCUAUGUAUGAUUUUAGUUUAAGUUUCAGAGAAUGACAGUGUAAAAUGAAUAACCUCAACAAAGAAAAGUCUAAAAGAAAAAGAGAUCUUCAUCAGCAAUCUUGUACGAUUCACCACUACAAAUCAAACAAAAAGUUCGCACGAAAUAAACGACCCAGAUCCGGUAGAUUUACAGGAAAACGACACAACAAAAGAGAGUAAUGAGUCUUGAAAUUUUUGUGUUUUUGAAUUCAAUCAUCGAAAGCUUUCUGGCCUGUUUUGACAUCAUUUUACUCAUCAAUCCAUUUUCACAGCGGAUGAUGUUUCAGAGAGAAGUACGACCCACCGUAAGAACGAACUAAAAUUUUGUAAGUCACAACCAAAAGCUCUACCGACAGACGCGUUAGAAAAAGUUAAACCUAGACAGCCACAGUAAUUUUCCUAUUUUCUGAUUUCUUUUUUGGUUUUUGUAAAGUGAGGUGUAGUAGCACCGCCGUGUAAAGCCAAGAAGACAGUACGCGAACGAACUUGGAUUUGGAAGUACGAACAGAAAGCACGAUGGCAGGACGGAAUCCUUUUACCGAGAAGAAGGAGUACCCGAAGUGUGGUCUCUUUCCCCACACCCACGCGUCGGACUGCAAGAAGCUUAUGGAGCGCCGGCGAAAGAAGCUGUAUCUGGUGUUGAGCUGCAUCGACGGGAAACGUGUUUCCGGUCCCGUUCCUUUGGUGAUUCCCCGGACCUGGUUCUCGGUGUGCAACAGUCUCGCGUUCCGGUACCUGCCCCGCCUGCUCUGCAUCCCGACGUUUGAAUUGGAGUACCAGUAUCAAAUGAAGAUCUUCUUGCCGAUGGGACGCUACCAAAAGAGCGCGGCGUACGAAGAGCUGAGCGGCACGAUGCUGGGAUACUGUGGGCUGUUGCGGAUGGAUCAGCCGGAGCUGUGGGCACUGAUCGCGGACGCCACGUUGGAUCCGUCGCACAGCUACGCCGGUUUCGCCAAGCAGUGUGCCAAAGUGGUCCACCACAUGCAGCUCUUGUGUCCGAGCGGCGGGCGCAACUACAUCAGGAUGCAGCUGUGCGAAGAAGAGUUGACGCUGCUUGAGUUACAGCGCUUCUUCGUCUACUACGCCACCGCAAAGGAUCGCCGUGAGCUGAAGAACAUGCAGGACUACCCCGCGUGCGCACAAUACGCGGCGGGUGCAGUUGACAUGGAGAGCGAGCCCUUCGUCAUACUGGACGAGUGAACAGAACGAUACGGAGACGAGCGGAGGAGAAAAACAAGGAAGGAUAAACGACACAAUACUGAAAUAUAGAUAACUGAGAUUAGAAAAACAAUGGUAGUCUCAAAGGCGGAGCACAAGCAAUUCCACAACCCGGGGGAACUGUUAACUCCACAAGGGAAUUUCGGUUCGUGACGUGUGGUUGCUUGUGCUCGUAAGAAAGCUAAGGAGAUAGUUAACUCGUCUACCUAGGGUCGUACUCGUUAACUGGGUCUAGCUAAUACAAUACCUAUUCAUCCGGAUGAGACUACAUGAACUAAUGCUGCCUGUGUUUGGCUCAAGCCUUGUGCUUGUUGCCUUUUCUGCUAGUACGAUGAACCUUUUUUCCUGAGACUGCGUAGCAGUCUGUCGCUGGUGAUCUUCCUGGUGUUCUCAUGCGUUGCACGAUCCACAGUCACAGAACCCUGUCGGUUUUCUGUUUCAUUCUUGUCGAGUAUACAGUUCUGGAAUGGUCGUGUGUCUGUGUGUUAACCUCCAGUCACCGACUCCAAAGUUGUGAAAAACAAAAAGUUCUUGACGUUUUUGUUAUUGCUAGGUACCGUACUUCGUCGUAACCAAAAAGAGGACGGCGAGAAUUGCCCUCUCACUUGUAAAAUCGAACGUCGCUCUAGUACUAGCUCCUACUGGAGUUACAUUACAACAGCCGGGUACUAAACUUCUGGUGGACCCUACAGAUUUACCUCGCAAUUUCACAAAGCGAAGUGGGUCUUAACAAACGCGCUUAAAGGUUUCGAAGAAAUGCUGACAAAGUUUUUGACGCGCCCAGCAAGCACAGACUUGUUUCUUGACAAUUUACACACCUUGACAAAUGUUUCAGAACUCGAGGCAAAACGAACAGUGCGUGCGAAAUGGAAAUCUUGAACUUGAAGGAAAAGAAUCACUUGGCAAGCCACCUGCUUGUAUGGGUUUAGGCUGCUCAUCACCGCGUAUAAUUGGUC